CACCAUGGCGACCAACGGGAUGGAGCUGCUUCGAUUACUACUCACUACGCUACUGGCCCUGUCACUUCGGACAGAGGUCGAAGCGCUUCAGUGUUACAGUUGCAGUGCCGAGAGUUGUUCGAAGGUGGCCACCGCUGGUACCACCACGACCUGUGCCAAUGCGGACGAUGUGUGUUUCUCCCGUUUCGACGCCACGAGCCUUUUAGCAACGGAGCGUGGCUGUUUGACGGCCACUGCAGCCCCAGCGGCCUGUACGGGGACCGACUGUUUAACGUGUGCGUCUCCCGAUCUCUGCAACGACGCAGGAAGCCCACAGCAUCGCUGUGUGGUGUGCUCCUCGCUGACGAGCGCCGAGUGUGUUACGGAUCCGAGCAGCCUGGUGGCAGCCCAGUGUCCGAUGGCCACCGGAGUCGAUCUAACGGCGGCGCAGUGCUACAAUCGUGUGAUCGGAACCGUUACCGAGCGAGGUUGCGUUACCUCGCAGCGAACCGUGGACGAGUGCGGUGGUAUCGGAUGUGCAACUUGCACCGGCACCGGUUGUAAUGCGGCGGAGUUCCCGGCCGGCCGGCAGCAGUGCGUGAAGUGCGAUGGGACCACCUGCAACAGUGAAGCGUCCACAACAGUGGUCUGCGACGAUCCGUACGAUACGUGCGUCACCGUGCAAAGGAGCAACGGGGAUGUGAUGAAAUCGUGCGAAAAGGCCAUGACCUCAGCGGAUGUUGCCUACUGUCUCGCCAACCCGACCCAGUGUGCGUACUGUGGGAACCGGCUCUGCAAUGGGGUGCCGUUCGAUGCCACCAGCCAGCGGCGCUGUUACCGAUGCGACGGAACCGGCUGCCUUAAGUCGGCUGCCCAGCUCGCAACCUGCCGGCUGUUCGACGACGAUUGCUACAGUUCCUUCACCGGGUUUAAUCCCUCCCGGCGUGGUUGCCUCUCGGAGCUGACCUCGGAAGAAACGGUCCAGUGUAAGGCGGGUGGAGUCCCCGACAGCCCUUGCAUUGUUUGCAGUGGUUCCGAGUGUAACCUACAGGCUCGGUCCGAUCAUCGCUGCUUGUCCUGCACGUCGGUCAAGGACGCAGCUUGUGUGAACCCCGCCGUGGGAGCGUUACAACCGGUGCAAUGUCCUGCGCCCACCACGGAGCUGCUCGCCGAUGCCCAAUGUCUGACCAGAAUUGUACGCACGCCACGUCUUCUGUCGGAGUACGAUCUGAUGUUUGAUCACUUUCUGUCCCACCUUCAGGUUGGCACGGUGACAGAACGGGGCUGCAUUAGCGGGGAAGCCGACCUGAUGACGUGCGGCGAAGACGGACGGUACUGCGCUACGUGCGGCAUAGAGAACGAUGGUGCCGGUUGCAAUUCGAAGCUCUUCCCGAGCGAUCGCCGCCGGUGUACCGUUGGCACCGAGUCCAACGCGUACUGUCCCGAUCCGUGGGACGAUUGUGUCCAGCUGCUGCAGAGUGGCACCCGUAAGCGUACCUGCCGAUCGUUGCUGACCGAGAGCGAACGUAGCUUCUGCGCCGCCAACAGCAAUCGGUGUCGGUUCUGCGGUACCGAUGGUUGUAACGCUGCCGAGAUCACGUUCGACUACGUCGAAUGCCUGUCGUGUGACUCCGGUACCGAUGUCCGGUGUGCCACAAACCCGGCCGCCCUUGGGACAUUCGAACGUUGUGCGGCGUGUGCCUCGGCGAUCCUAACGAUCGACGGAAAGACCACGACCCGGCGCGGAUGCCUGGCGAGUAUGCCGGCGGAGGUGUCCCAAGUGUGCCCGACAACCGGUAGCACUAGCUGUCAACGGUGCUCCACCAACCGGUGCAACACGGGGAACUUUCCCUCGGCCCGCCUACAGUGCUACCGCUGCACAAGUCCUCCCUGUGUGUCGCACCAGGACAUCCGGCUCGAGUAUUGUCCACAGUAUGCAUCCACCGACGCCUGCAUCGUGCAGACGUCCACCGAUGGUCAACUGCUGCGCCUCGACUGUCGCAGUGCCCUGUCGGAGUCGGAACAGGCGACGUGCCUCAGCCUGAACGCUGCGGGUCUCUGCCAAAUGUGUGGUACGGCGGGCUGUAAUGACCCCGCGACUUUUGGCACCUCCAGUAGCUGCAUCCAGUGUCGUAGCUCGCUGAACCCUCUGUGCCAGGAGCAGGCACUACAAAUCGCGGCAGAACCUUGUUCCGAUCCGGCCAACACUGCCUGCUACACGCGGCUUACGGCCGUCGGCACACUGACCAGCCUCACGGAGCGCGGCUGCCUGUCGGAUCUGGCGGCGACCGAUCGGGACAAGUGUGCCCGUGGGGAGGACUGCAUCGUGUGUCGGUCCGGAAGGAGCGAUAACUGCAACACGGUCCAGUACCCGGUCGCCCCGCUUACCUGCUUCCAGUGUGACUCGCGCACCGACGGUGAGUCGUGUAAGGUGGCCCAAACGGCGCAACAGGCGCCGACCUGUCCGCAGUACGACGUGGCCAACAAGUGCUACACGAUCGUGCACUCGAACGGUGAUACCGUGCGCAAGUGUUCGACGGCCAGCAAGGACGUGGAGUGUCCCGGUAUCGGAACCUGCGAGGUGUGUCUGUUCCGGGGCUGCAACAGCAAACCCUUCUCGGCCGUCGUGGUCACACCACCGCCCGAUCCUACCACUACGCCUAAACCCAGUGGUGGUGCCGCGACCGGUGGCCUAACGAUUCCGUGGUUGACGUGGCUACUCGGUACACUACUGUGCGGAGCCUGCACAGGGGCUGGGUUCCUGGCCCAAAGUGGAUUCCACUUUCUUUAGAAACUUCAGGGAGUUAGGUAAUCAACGCAUUCGAAACGCACUCCAUCAUAGAUCGUCCAAAUAAAUUCGACCAACAGAG
Molecule: messenger RNA, 2849 nt
Organism: Anopheles bellator
Lineage: Eukaryota; Metazoa; Arthropoda; Insecta; Diptera; Culicidae
Exons: 6
Coding region: 5-2770 (921 amino acids)
Source: RefSeq, a predicted model, not a curated record